GAAAUUUUGAAGUUGGCAUUUAUUUGUUGGAUCAAAUUUUAACACCCAAUCUCACCCUAUUUGCUCAUGCAUGUUCAUGCUUGAUUACAACGACGGUGGCGCCUAGUCUCUUCCGCUUUGGAUUCUUUCGUUACCCAUACUGAGUUGGAUUCGAAGCUGUAUGGAUCCUCGUGCAUUUGGGUUUCGAUUCGGAGUUUGAAGCUAUUUUAAACAAUGGGUUCAUUGAAAUUCAUCAAGAUAUUGAUGGAGGGUGAAGGGUUCAAGAACAGAGAAGCUUUAGAUGCUGACAAUGGCGAAGAAUCGGAGACACCCACAUGGAGCCAAUAUUCAAGAGAUGACUGAGCCAAGGAUAGCUUAAAAUAAUAGCAAUAAGUUUCCCACGCACCUGCAAUCGCAAGCUGUUUUAACCUUUUCCUGCUCUGUGUUUGAAUCAAAAUUGAUCUCUGAGUCUUUGACCCUUUGUCUCUGUAGGAACAGGGGCGCUACCGAGCUCCAAAAUGGAGGCUCAAAACGCGCCAUUGCUGCAGCACCUUCGUCAUGCCGGCGAAGACGAGGCUAAGGGGAGAGUCCGGUGGUGGAACAGAGUCAUUGACGUUGACGAGGCCAAGACCCAGUUCUUGUUUUCGCUUCCCAUGAUUGUUACUAAUGCUUCCUAUUACUUAAUACCUUUAAUUUCCGCCAUGUUCGCCGGUCAUCUUGGUGACCUCGAGCUCGCCGGUGCAACUCUUGGCAACUCCUGGGCCACCGUCUCUGGAUUUGCUUUCAUGAUUGGACUUAGUGGAGCACUAGAGACACUUUGUGGCCAAGCGUUUGGUGCCAAACAAUAUGGGAAGCUGGGCUUAUAUCUGCAAGCCUCUUGCAUUGUGUCCUUGUUCUUCUUUGUUAUCUUAUCUGUCUUAUGGUACUACACCGAGUCUCUCCUUAUUUUACUCCAUCAAGACCCUGCCAUAUCAAGACUUGCUGCUACCUAUGUCAAGUUUCUAAUUCCAGGCUUAUUUGCUCAUGGACUUCUGCAAAACCUUCUGAGAUUUCUUCAAACUCAGUCUAUUGUUGAGCCCUUGGUUGUCUUCUCAGCUGUGCCUAUGUUCAUCCACAUUUGUAUAGCAUAUGCUUUGGUGAAUUGGACGUGUCUUGGAAUCAGGGGACCUGCCUUGGCAGGUUCCAUUUCCUUGUGGAUAUCUUGCCUGAUGUUGGGGACAUAUAUGUUUAAGACAAACAAGUUUGAGCAAACAUGGGAAGGAUUUUCGUCUGAAUCUUUGAGCUACUUUCUCAUGACGCUCGAACUAGCCAUCCCGUCUGCAGCAAUGGUUUGUUUGGAGUACUGGGCCUUUGAAAUUUUGGUGUUCUUAGCUGGGGUGAUGCCAGACUCAGAAAUAACUACCUCACUAAUUGCAAUGUGCGACAAUACCGAAUGUAUCGCCUUCACUAUCACGUACGGCCUAAGCGCUGCUACAAGCACAAGGGUGGCGAACGAGCUCGGAGCAGGCAAUUCUAGCAAAGCUAAGAGAGCUAUGUUCGUGUCUCUUGAGCUAUCUCUCCUCCUCACGCUCGUGGUUCUUCUAGCGUUAGGAUUUGGGCAUAGUAUCUGGUCUAGCUUCUUCAGUAAUAGUCCUAAGAUAGAGAAGGAAUUUGCUUCAAUGGUCCCUUUUCUUCUGGUGUCAAUACUCUUGGAUUCAGUACAAGGAGUGGUAUCAGGCGCGGCAAGGGGCUGUGGCUGGCAGCAUUUGGCUACUUACAUAAGCCUCCCGACGUUCUACGUCGUCGGGCUCACGACGUCGGCCGUUCUUGGUUUUCAUUCGAAGCUAUACGCCAAGGGCUUAUGGAUUGGCUUAACUUGUGGCCUUGCCUGCCAAACUAUUGCCCUUUUGCUGCUAACAUUUAGAGGAAAGUGGGAAGGAAUAGAUGUAAAAGGAACCAAAACUCCUGUUCUUCGUCGAUUCGAGUUCGAAUAGCAACAUCGUCUCGAGAAUAUCGUCCAUACGCUUGAAACAAGAAGAAACUUAUUUAAAUGUCGGACAACUUUCUUGUAACAUACUACAACCCCAGGUGGCGAAGAGCUAACAUCGAGGUGCCAAACCUUCUCGUCGAUGUGAGCUCUUGGGGAAGAUCAGCCUAUUAUCCUUAGAGUAACUUUUAUCCAUUGAGCAACAACCCUUCCACUCGGCACCGUCAAAUCACUAAGGUCGAUUACAACACAUUUUUGUAGUAUAAAUAAAUUCGAUUGGUAAUAAAUUUAUCGAUUUAAAUAUACAUAAAAAAAUAAUUAAAUUUUAGCAAUAUUAUUGUGGGUCCCACC
Messenger RNA from Cucurbita moschata (crookneck pumpkin), 2296 nucleotides. RefSeq names its product protein DETOXIFICATION 19-like. The record is from RefSeq and is a predicted model, not a curated record. The transcript has 8 exons. Gene Ontology annotation, molecular function: xenobiotic transmembrane transporter activity; antiporter activity. Lineage: Eukaryota; Viridiplantae; Streptophyta; Magnoliopsida; Cucurbitales; Cucurbitaceae. Bases 498 to 1952 code for a protein of 484 amino acids. Gene Ontology annotation, biological process: xenobiotic detoxification by transmembrane export across the plasma membrane. Gene Ontology annotation, cellular component: membrane.